AAAGCAUUAUGGAAUGGUACAUAAGUCUAAGUGCUACUGUUAUCACUACUGAUUGCUUUCAGAUUUAAAGGAUACUCUCUGUCACUUCUUCUAGGCCAUUUUGCUAAGAAUACCACAGGAGACCCUUAGACUAAAGGAGAAUGGUUUUUCCAACUCAAAACUAGCUUAGAUCUAAUUGAGCAGUCUCUUUGAACUAACUAAGUUCCUCCAUACAUUUCCUGCAGCUGGUAGCACCUGGCAUUCUUCACAAGAUGAAGCUUUCUCCAGAGAGAUUACGGAUACUGGGUGCCUGAGAUAUGGACAAACUAUUCAUCUGAGUGAGAAAUGUUGAAGAGUAGUUUUCCUCCCUCCAAGUUUGAAAAGGAACACUUAGUUGGUUUUCCAAUGUUCUUGUUGCCUAGGAAACUGCAAACACUAUUAAGAAUUUUGCAUAUCCUAACCCUUUCCUCACUACAGAAAAUAAAUCCAGAUAUACUGAUCUAAUGUAAAGCUGAUUUUAUAAACUCUCCAUACAAAGCAAUGAAGACCUGUCAAGAAUAAUAAAAAAAAUUCAUCUAAUGUCACAUCUAAACAUUCAUAUUCAUCUGUGGGUAUUACUAGCAUAAUAAACGUCUUCUCUGUGCACAAGAACACAUUCAGAGUACUCCGACAGCCCCAACGUGCGUGAUCCUAUUUGAGAAGGAAGCCCUGGACUUAAUCCAGAAACCCAAACACUGUCUCCUUUUCCAAACAUUUCAGCCUAAAGUUUAGCCAAGUAGGGCAUCUUAAAGGCUUCACGUUGAACCAAUCCUGGUGUCCAAGGGGAAUUCAGCCAAACUCACCUUGCCUUAGAUGACCCUUAUUUAAGAUAAGAAUUGUAGCUCGCCUAGGGGUCAGAGAUAAGGAGAUAUGCUGAAUUAACUCCUGGAUGCGAGGAAGGCAUAAGGAGACAUCACGCUCCUUAGACCGAUUCUUUUUGCAUUCAGAUCUUGGUCACAUGAGGGCUGGUGGGGUUAUUUAACCAGUCCCUGGGCAGAGCUUCUCCUAUGAGCUGGGCUCCUGAAAGGAAUAUGGAGGACAAGACCAUUUUCCUAUCCCGCACUACAACUUUUGCAGCCGCCCACAAACUGAACAGCAAACAUCUGAGCAAAGAUGAAAACAGGAUCACCUUUGGGAAAUGCAAUCACAGCCACGGACACAAUUAUCAAGUGACGGUCACUAUACGUGGGAAGAUCAAUCCCAUCAGCGGCAUGCUCAUGAACAUUUGCAAACUACAUGAAUACAUGGAGAUGGCCAUCACUGAGCCUCUUGAUCACAAGAACCUGGACGAGGACGUGGAUUACUUUGCCAACGUUACAAGCUCGACGGAGAAUUUAGCCAUGUACAUCUGGAACAGCAUGGAAAAAAUCCUUCCCUCGGGUUGCCUCUACAAAGUGAAGAUCUACGAAUCAGACAGGAACUUUGUUGUUUUUAAGGGCAACUAAAAACCCCUCUUGCGAAUGAAAGUUGGGGAGCACAGUCUGGCAACCCCGAGAAGACCCUGCCAAGAUGAACUCAACUGCUGCAAGGAACUACAAUAGCUGCUUUUGCUAAGGCGCAUCUGUACAUGUAGGUCACAUGCUCAAUGGCUGGGUGUGGAACAUUUGGACCUAGCAGGCUACAAAGCAUGGGGCGAGGGGAAGUGAAAUGUCCCUCAUCUUUGUAAGCUUCUGAAAUGAAUCUUCUUUUAAGAUGCCUGUCCCACACAUUUAAUUGGGCAGUCUUAUAAUGCCAGGAUUAUUAGCAUAAUAGCUUGAUGGGCCAGAGGAUUUUUUUGCUGAGUAUUGAAUAAACAAAACUGAACACCAUCCAUUUAAAAGGCAAUGAAGUUUAUGAAUUCCAAAGGAGCUGGGCAGUCAAUCAAUGUCAAUCAGAAUAGAGCUGGAAGGGACCUUGGAGGUCUUCUAGUCCAACCCCUGCUCAAGCAGGAGAUUUUAUACCAUUUCAGACAGGUGACUGUCCAGUCUCUUCUUAAAAACCUCCAUGA
Crotalus tigris (Tiger rattlesnake) is the source of this 2005-nucleotide messenger RNA. Its product is annotated as 6-pyruvoyl tetrahydrobiopterin synthase-like. The transcript is spliced from 7 exons. Lineage: Eukaryota; Metazoa; Chordata; Lepidosauria; Squamata; Viperidae. The record is from RefSeq and is a predicted model, not a curated record. Bases 1026 to 1463 code for a protein of 145 amino acids. Gene Ontology annotation, molecular function: 6-pyruvoyltetrahydropterin synthase activity. Gene Ontology annotation, cellular component: mitochondrion. Gene Ontology annotation, biological process: tetrahydrobiopterin biosynthetic process.